Messenger RNA from Aedes aegypti (yellow fever mosquito), 2402 nucleotides. RefSeq names its product angiotensin-converting enzyme. Gene Ontology annotation, molecular function: peptidyl-dipeptidase activity; metallopeptidase activity. Gene Ontology annotation, cellular component: plasma membrane. The record is from RefSeq and is a predicted model, not a curated record. Gene Ontology annotation, biological process: proteolysis. Lineage: Eukaryota; Metazoa; Arthropoda; Insecta; Diptera; Culicidae.
UAGAAGUUGAAAGUCAUUAACCGUCAGUCAAUCGGAGUUUGUUGAGGCGUAAAGGUGGUCGGUUGAAUUGUUCAGUAAGCCACUCUAGGCUGGCUGGAGAAGUUAUGUGAUAGAAGAAGGCACCGGGCCAACAAUAAGUAGAAUUCAGGUUCAGUGUUUGAAACCCUGUGAAGUAAUCAAGCGUGUUAAAAAUAUCCGAUGAGCUGAAGGUGUAAGAAUUUUGUCUUGGACUGUAAAAGAUUGGCAGGGAGAUACGAAAAAUACUUACGAUGAGGCUCUAUUUCCUAUCACUGGUGGUGUGCCUCUGCCAUCGGGCCGCCUCCCUUCCUCAAGUGGUGGUCACGAACGAUGUCCUCAAUGAGGAACAGAUGAAGCAGAUCCUUCAGCAGUAUGACACCGAAGUGCGCAGCUAUUGCAAUCGGCAAGUGCAAGCCAACUGGAAUGUUGCAACCAAUACCGAGAACACUACCUUCCAAGAGGAACAGAAUAAAAUUUCACUGGAGUAUGCAAAAUUCCGGACGGAUUUCUACGAGCAAUAUUUCAAGGACGCUCAAGUGCAAAAUUAUGAGGAUCCUAAGGUGCGUAAACAGCUAACGCUGCUGAAGGACCUAGGAACUGCUGCACUUCCAACCAGUGACCUAGAAGAAUACAAUAAAGUUAUGCGACGGAUGGACGCUGCGUACCAACUGGCAGAAGUUUGUCCCUACACUGAUCAGAACUGUGCCCCAGAUGCGGAGAAGUGGACACUGGAUCCGGAAAUGGAGCACGUUAUGGCCUCAUCAAACGAUUACGAUGAGUUGACAUAUACCUGGAGGCGGUGGCGUGAAGAGUCCGGAAAAAAGAUGCGUCAAGAUUACAAAUUGUAUGUAGACUACGUGAACCAGGCAGCUAAACUGAACGGAUAUGCGGACUACGGUGAAAUGUGGAGGGCUCGGUAUGACGACUCGGAUUUGAGAGGCACACUAGAGCGACUAUGGAAAGAAGUGGAACCACUGUAUAAUGAGCUUCAUACUUACGUGAGGUUUAAACUGCUGGACAUGUAUGGUGACAAAAUGGAUCGAAACAAUGAGAAAAUUCCAGCUCACAUUCUGGGCAACAUGUGGGCACAGUCAUGGGUUAACCUUUAUGAUCGUAUCAAACCAUUCCCGGACGCUAGCUUGGUAGACGUUACAGCCAAAAUGCAAGAACUGGGUUUCAACGCUACUAAAAUGUUCGAGAUGUCGGACGAGUUUUACCAAAGUCUUGGUCUUCCAAGCAGUGCCAUGAGUUACGGUCCGAAAGCCGUAAUCGAGAAACAACCGCAGAAAAUGGUUUGCCAUGCUUCUGCAUGGGACUUUUGCGACGGCGAAGACUUCCGCGUUAAGAUGUGCACCAAUAUCAAUAUGGAGGAUUUCAUUACCGUCCAUCAUGAAAUGGGACAUAUCAUGUAUUUUAUUCUGUACAAAGAUCAACCACAGCUGUUCAAGACCGGAGCAACUCCAGCGUUCCACGAAGCCGUUGGAGAUACGAUUGCUCUCUCCGUAGCUACUCCGAAGCAUUUGAAGUUGGUUGGACUGCUAGAUGAGUACGCUGACAGUGAAGCGGAUAACAUUAAUGCGCUGUUUGAAAUGGCCUUGGAGCGAGUUGCCUUUCUACCGUUCGGUUAUUUGAUCGAUCAGUGGCGUUGGGAUGUAUUCAGCGGAGCGGUCAAUGAGAGUGAAUGGAACUCUCACUGGUGGAAUCUGAGAGAGAAGUAUCAGAAGGUUUACGCUCCUGUAUCGCGAUCGGAAAGUGACUUUGAUCCUGGUGCAAAGUACCACAUACCAGCCAACUCGCAGUACAUAGCGUACUUCUUGGCCCAUAUCCUGGAGUUCCAGUUCUAUCGAUCCCUUUGCAUUGAAGCUGGAGAAUACAACCCAUCAAGCAGUUCGGCGAAUCCAUUACAUAAAUGCGAUUUCUACAACAGCAAGGCUGCAGGCAAUAAACUGAAGGAAGGUUUAUCAUUAGGUUACAGCGAAGAUUGGAGGUUUGCUCUGGAGAAACUGACCGGAGGUCAAGAUAUUAGCGGUCAUGCUUUGCUGGAAUAUUUCGCGCCAUUGUACGAGUUUUUGAAGGAGGAAAACGCCAAGAUGCGGAAUGCUGAAAUGCAGUCCGUGGUCGACAACUACAGCAAGGAGUAUGAGGUGGCAUGCAACAAACAAGUCAAGGCUCAAUAUGCCACGCAGGUGGACGUAGGAAAUAUUACAUUGCUGCAGGAGUUGACAGAAAUCUUGAACGAGAAUACCAAGUUCGUACUUGAUAACUACAAUCAACACUUUGCUCAAGUGAAUGCAGAGGACUACACCGAUCCAGACCUCCGUCGGCAGCUGCAGUAUUUAACGCAAAUAUCUAUCAACCACUUACCCGAGCAGGAAUUCACAGCG